Molecule: messenger RNA, 1057 nt
Organism: Branchiostoma floridae (Florida lancelet)
Lineage: Eukaryota; Metazoa; Chordata; Leptocardii; Amphioxiformes; Branchiostomatidae
Exons: 7
Coding region: 1-945 (314 amino acids)
Source: RefSeq, a predicted model, not a curated record
AUGGGAUGUUACAUCCCACAGUGCAAUAAUGACGACUCCUUCAAGCAAAUCCAAAGCAUGGGAUCAACCGGCUACUGGAAAUGUGCCAACCCUCUCAAUGGCUAUGUCUUCCAGGAGACCGGUUGGCGACCGUGGGAGGGACCACCUCCAUUUGACUGCAACACGUACUGGAUUACAAACCAGGCGAACUGUUUGGAAGUGCGAAAUACCGCCAUAGCUGCAUGUGUUGGCGUUGUGGGAUGUUUCGCCCCGCAGUGCACUGAUAUCGGGACCUUCGAUACGACCCAAGAAUGGCAAUCAAACGGCUACACCUACUGUGCCAAUCCCAUCAAUGGUUACAUCUACCCGGCGACCGCCGUGUCACCCGUGGAGCCGAUACAACUGGAAUGCGACACGUACUGGUCUACAAACCCUGUGCCACCGCCUUGUGGCAUCGACAUCGUUCUCGUCCUGGACGUUUCUUCGAGCAUCUCGCAGAACCAGUUCGUCCUCGCCAGGGACUUCAUGCAGGCUUUCGCCGACUGUGAUGUUUUUCAAGGACUGGGUAUCAGGAUUGGAGUCGUCAACUACACCUGCGAAGCGGACACAUACUUAUUCCUGACACCAGCCUGCGUUGGGGUGUCGUACACAAUCAGCCAACUCAUGAGGGGCGACGGAGGCAUAACCCGAACUGGUCACGCCAUUAACCACAUGCGCCUCACGUCCAAUUUCCGAGACGAGGCCCAUCACACAGCCGUCAUCCUGACAGAUGGAUAUUCCGAGGAUGAUCAACAAGCCGCAGCUACAGAUGCGCGGAACGCGGGGAUCGAUCUGUACGCCGUGGAGUUCGGGAAGUAUGUGAACAUGUAUGCGCUGGAGGCAAUGACCACCUCCGGAUCCCGAGUGUUCACCACCAGCCAGGCCUGCGACGCGGCGCAGAAAAUCGUGGCCGAUCAGUGCGGAUAAAAAACAACGAAGACAACCGGACCGUGUGACCUGACCUGACCUGACCUGAAAUUUGAUGUGGACCUCCACUGUCAAAUGGACAUCCAGUGAUCUCCAAGCAAAAAAAAGGGGG